Molecule: messenger RNA, 1506 nt
Organism: Penicillium verhagenii
Lineage: Eukaryota; Fungi; Ascomycota; Eurotiomycetes; Eurotiales; Aspergillaceae
Product: membrane insertase OXA1
Exons: 3
Coding region: 1-1506 (501 amino acids)
Biological process (GO): protein insertion into mitochondrial inner membrane from matrix; mitochondrial respiratory chain complex IV assembly
Cellular component (GO): mitochondrial inner membrane
Molecular function (GO): membrane insertase activity
Source: RefSeq, a predicted model, not a curated record
AUGAUGGGUGCUACUGGUCUAAAUGGGGCUGGUGUUGCCACUGCUAUUGCCCGGCAACGGCUCACUGCUCUCCCUCGGUCUUCGCGAUUGAUGUCCACUUUCCGCACCCAGCGCGUGCGCCUGCCUGGAGCGCCCGGUCAAUUGACCUCAGGACUCGCUGGAAACGCGUCCCGUUGGGCAGCCCCGGCUCUUGCUGGCCCUGCCGCCAUUCGUUUCAACUCUACCGCCACCGAUUCCAUCGCUAUUCCGGUUGAGACACCAGGCGAGCUACCGAAAAUCGAAGACCUCUCUGCGAUCGAUAUUGCGAGCAUCCCCGAACACAUUGGAUAUUUGAAACUACUUGGGUUGGACUAUGGCUGGGGUCCAUCUUCCAUGAUGCAGUGGACCCUCGAACACAUUCACAUGUGGACCGACAUGCCCUGGUGGGCCAGUAUCAUCGGCUGUGGUAUUCUAAUUCGUCUGGCACUUUUGAAGCCUAUGCUUGACGCCUCCAACCAAGGAGCCAAGUUACAUAACCUGAAGCACCUUCUCAACCCGGUCCGCGCAAAGAUGAUGAAGGCCGCCACGGAGAAGAAUAACGUUGAGGUCCAGCGGUACAGAGCGGAAGCCAAGCAGAUCCAGAUAGACAACGGUAUCAACAUCUACAAGUCAUUUAUUCCUAUGCUUCAAGCACCGCUAGGUUUUGGAAUGUUCCGUGUUCUCCGAGGCAUGACCGAGCUUCCUGUACCGGCCUUGUUAAACGAGCAAGUCCUCUGGCUCAAUGACCUAACUAUGUCUGAUCCAUAUCUUAUUCUCCCAAUCAUCAGUUCAUACUGCUUGUACAGGACUCUGAAGAAAGGAGGUGAGGCUGGUAUGACUGAGCUCAUGAACGGUCCCGCAGGCAAGGGCCUUAUCCGCGGUCUCCCAAUCCUGACCUUGGCUUUCACGGCAUUCAUGCCCAGUGCGCUCCAGCUCUACUUUGCUGCUACGGGUAUUUGGGCCUAUGGUCAAGCCCAAAUCGUGAACAAUCUCAAAUUCCGCGCCUGGAUGAAGAUGGAAACUCCCCAACAAUUUGGCAGUGAUACCGAGCUCCAGAACGAUAGUCUGUCGCAAUUGACACGACGCAUCCAAGAAGAAAACCAAAAACGACUCCGCGAGGCCCGAGCCGAGUUCCAAGAGAUGAAAGUCGAUCCCUCAAAGAUGAGUGCCAUCGAUCGAUGGAUGAAGGAUGGAAAGGAUUGGCUCAAGGAGCUUCAGCAACAGGUUUCCAAGGGUGCGAAGGACAUGAGCGGCUCCGGUCGUCCUGACACCAACGCAGAUGGCUCUCCUGCUGCGCCACCACGUCUUACCGAUGCCCAGCUUAAGAGGGCAACAAAGGAAGAGGAGGAACAACUUGCAUAUGAUAAGGAGGAACGUGAGCGUCGUAACGAGGAACGCCGUCUUGCUUAUAAGCAGACGCAGGAGAAUGAGAGAGAUCGUGUGAAGAGAUCCAUGGAGAAACAACAGCAAGCUGCGCAACGGAAGUGA